AUGUUCUCGCUUGCAGCGUCAUUUGCGAGGCUCACUGUCGCCGCACGACCAGCACUAGCCCGCCCGUCGCUCCGAUCCGCCGUCGCCGCCUCGUCCUCACCUCCGCUCGCCUCGACCUCGCGAGUCCAGCUCCAACACGCGUUCUCGACCUCGCGACCGGCACAGGCGACGCUGAACCAGGUCACGCGUGGCUGCCGCAAGCCCAAGAAGCGCGGAGUGAAGACGCCAGCGCUCCAGGGCUGCUACCAGAAGAAGGGUGUGUGCAGCAAAGUGUACACGGUCAAGCCCAAGAAGCCGAACUCGGCCGUGCGCAAGGUCGCCAAGGUCAAGCUCAGCACGGGCAGGAGCAUCAUCGCCUACAUCCCCGGCGAGGGACACAACUUGCAGGAGCACUCGGUCGUGCUCAUCCGAGGCGGCCGAACACAGGACUUGCCGGGCGCAAAAUACAAGAUCGUCCGAGGCGCGCAGGACUUGAGCGGUGUUGUGGGACGGGCAAGCUCGCGGUCCAAGUAUGGAGUCAAGAAGCCGAAGAAGUAG
Molecule: messenger RNA, 537 nt
Organism: Rhodotorula toruloides NP11
Lineage: Eukaryota; Fungi; Basidiomycota; Microbotryomycetes; Sporidiobolales; Sporidiobolaceae
Product: 30S ribosomal protein s12
Exons: 3
Coding region: 1-537 (178 amino acids)
Biological process (GO): translation
Cellular component (GO): small ribosomal subunit; ribosome
Molecular function (GO): structural constituent of ribosome
Source: RefSeq, a predicted model, not a curated record